AUGAAAAUAGAGUUUGCAGAAAUUGUAGAAGAACCGGCAAAGACUUCUAUUAAUGAAAGAAGGCCAGUUAGAAGGGUUACCUGGAGACCACCACUGGCAGGAUGGGUUAAGGGCAAUGUUGAUGUAACAUUUGUUGAAGUGCAUUCUGGAGGGGCUACAGCAGCAGUAAUUAGAGACCACACUAGAAACCUUCUCACAGACUCAAACUCCAAAAUAAUGGCCACCUCGCCUUUAGCUGCGGAAGCGUUAGCAGUUAGGGAAGCAUUAAUAAUGGCAAACAACUUUCAACUGGAAAGAAUUAUCAUAGAAUCUGAUAGUUUGAUUCUCAUCCAAGCACUAAAAUCACAAGCAUCAAUUGCGGAAAUUCAAGUUAUUUUAGAUGACAUUUUGGAUUUAGCAAGAAGUAUCUCAAAUUGUGGGUUCAUUUGGGUGCCUAGAGAAGGGAAUGCCUUAGCGCAUGAAGUGGCCAAGCUUACAGUUGAUGAUAUACCUUUCAACAAAAUUGGCUCAUGUGCAAGCCACAAACCAUCACAAACAUUCUAA
Messenger RNA from Arachis ipaensis, 543 nucleotides. RefSeq lists its product as uncharacterized. The record is from RefSeq and is a predicted model, not a curated record. NCBI's taxonomy places the organism in Eukaryota, Viridiplantae, Streptophyta, Magnoliopsida, Fabales, Fabaceae. Gene Ontology annotation, molecular function: nucleic acid binding; RNA-DNA hybrid ribonuclease activity.